AUAAAAUAAUCUUGAUAAAGACGGCUUUUGACUUGAUAAAUUGAAUUAAAAUGGAACGAGUGGGUAAAAUAAUAGACAAUGUCCUUAAAAUGGACUUUAUUGAGCUGUCAUUUUCGGAUAUAUCGGUAUACCGGCAAGACCAAGAAGAAAUGAAAGUAAAGAAAUUUAGUGAACAAAUGGAAAGUUUCUUUAACUCUCUUACAAGUGAAUCUAAAGAAGCUGCUUUGUUAAUUUACAUCACAAAGUGUGAAAAGGCAAAUCUUUCACAGCUGAAAAUUCUUUUCGAUACGUUGGAUCUUUUGGUGAAAAAUAAUGUUUUGACGGCUCGUGUCGUAUGUGAACAAAUCCUCACAAGUGAGAAAUUAGACUAUAAGAAUGAACUGUUCUUUACGGAAUGCUUCAAAAUGAUAAAAAAGUUGAUUGGAGGAGUUGAUUAUAAAGGCGUAAGAGAAAUAAUGAAAGGAUGUCGUGAAAAGGCAAACAGUUUCCCAAAUGAAAUGCCAAGCAGUCUUUUGCCGCAACUUUUGAGUGUUAACGAUGUAUUGAAGUACAUUUUUGAUAGGAAUGCUUGCCUUCUUCCAGCGUAUUUUAUCAUAACUGAACUUCAAAAACAAGAAAAUGCUGAAGUUCAUUGGAAAAUUUCGAAUUUGACUGCAACAUUCAUUGAAGAAUUCGUCAACCUUGCUCAAAUGCUUUCAAUUAUUGGUCAUUCAACUCUUUAUCCAAUACUUGAACCAGCAUCUGCUGCCGGUUACGGUGAAGCAACAAAUCCAUGGCGUUUGGAUCCAAACACAUUAAAAUUCACAACUUUAAAGGGAAACUUACCUUAUGACUCACAAUUAACUCAACCACAAGUUGGACUUCUUCGUUACGUUCUCCAACAACUUUACAGCAAAGAAAUGGUCUGUUCUAUGUUGAAUCUUCAGAAGCAGCGUUCAGCAGUUCUCGAAGAACAAAUUGUUUGGCUUGUUAUCUUAGCAAUGGAGAAAAGUGAACAAGACUCAUCAUUAAGUGAUGCUAAAGCAGAUCCUAAUGACUCAACUCCAACACACAAUCAAUGGUUGUGGCUUCAUCUCUCAUCGCAACUCAUUUACUUUGUUUUAUUUCAAUGUGCAGCUUUUCCUAACAUCGUCAACACUCUUCAUGAGAAACUAUCAACAAUGACGUUAAGAAAAGGACGAGACGACUUAAUGUGGGCUCUUUUACAAUACAUCAGUGGAAGUAUUCAAAGGAAUGCUUUGUCGAACUUUCUCCCAGUUUUAAAACUUUACGACAUAUUGUACAAUGAAAAGGAACCUCUUGCAGUUCCGGAUGUGAAACUUCCAUCAAGUACAAAGAAAAUUGCUGCCACAUGCAUUUACAUUCAUCUCUUAAAGAAAGCUCAACUUGAAAAUGUUGCACUGCGACCAAUUCCAAUUGCUUUGAAGAAGCAUUACGAAUUUCUUCAGCAUUUGUCAUCAGCUCAAAACUCAAGCUUAAGCAUUGGCGAUGAUUACGUUGUGACUCUUUUGUGCAACGCUUAUUCGACGAAUCAAGAAUAUUUCUCACGUCCAAUGAGCGCACUCAUCGACACAAUUCUUUCAACGAGUAAACCACCAACGCAAGUUGUAUCGCAACAGUCACUUCCAACUCAAUCGCCAUUAUCAAUGAUUGUUUUGGAUUCAUUGACUGUUCAUAGUAAGAUGAGUGUUAUCCAUUGUAUCGUGAAUAACAUGAUGAAACAAGCGGAAACAAAGACAACGAUGCCUAAUCUGUCACCAAAUAUAUCACCAGCUUUGGUUGAAACUUAUUCAAGACUUCUCGUGUACACUGAAAUUGAAUCUUUGGGAAUUAAAGGAUUUUUAAGUCGUCUUUUGCCGACAGUUUGUAAAUCAAAUGCUUGGAGUAUUCUUUAUACAUUGUUGGAAAUGUUUUCUUAUCGUCUUUUUCAUAUUCAGGCUCAUUAUCGUGCACAAUUAUUGACACAACUUCACACACUCUCACAAAAUGCUCAUGUCAAUCAAACUCAACUUCAUUUAUGCUUUGAAUCAACUGCAUUGCGAUUAUUAACCGGACUUGGAUCAGCUGAAUUUCAAUUCCAACUUUCUCGUUUCUUAACGGAACCGAAAAAUCUUGCGUCAAUGGUGUCAGCUGAUUCAGAAGAGUUGAAUAGAGUUUUGGUGUUGACUUUAGCACGUUCAAUGAUCAUAACGGGAAUGGAAAAUGAGACAAAUAGUGGCAACAGUAACAUUGUUUGUUUAAUGGACUUGCUUGGCGUGAUAAUGAAGAACACGCCACACAAUUGGUCGUCACAUACAAAGCAAAGCUUCCCAAAAGUUCUUUCUGAUUUUUAUGCCAAUCACAAUUUGCCGGUUGAAGACAAGCAGCAAGUGAAGAAAGCGAUUGAAGAAGAAUAUCGAAAUUGGCUGUCGAUGACAAAUGAGAAUGACAUAAUUUCCUACUUCAGUCAAACUUCUUCGUUCUUGUGUUUGCUGUUUAAGAUCAUUUCGGAAACCGGUGAAAUGAGUCCGGUGGCUUUUAAAAUUCUUGAAAGAAUCGGAGCUCGAACAUUCUCAGCGCAGUUGAGGAAACUUUGCGACUUUUUGUUAUAUGAAGUGACAAUUUCCAAGCAAAUUCCGAAACUUGUUGACACGAUCAGUGACAUGAUUUGGAAAUUCAACAUUGUCACAAUUGAUCGUUUAGUUUUAUGUCUUGCUUUGAGAACUCAAGAACCAAACCAACAAGAUAUGCCAACAGCUCAAGUAUUCGUCAUUCAACUUUUGUUGAUAAAAACGUCGCAAUUUCGUGACCGUGUCAUGAAGUUUGUUGAGAAGAAUUCACCGGAAUAUUGGAAACAGUCAAAUUAUAAUGAGAAACAUCUUGCAUUCCAUAAGGAAUUUCCAGAGAAAUUCGUUCCAUCUGACGAACAUUAUUCGACAUUCUUUGGUAAUGUUUGUUUGAGAUUUCUGCCAGUACUCGACAUUGUCAUUCAUCGCUAUUUGGAGAUGUCAUCGAUUGAAGCAGUUUCGAAUUCACUUGAAUCUGUGCUGAAGACGUUGGGAUUAUUGUAUAAAUUUCAUGAUCGUCCAAUUACUUAUCUUUACAACACACUUUUCUAUUACGAGAUGAAACUUCGAGAUCGACCGGCAUUGAAACGUUUACUUGUUGGCGCAAUCAUCACUUCAUUGAAGGAUGUUCGAGAGAAAAAUUGGGCAUUAACUGAACAGUAUCAAUUAUACAUCAAAAAUCAACUGUCGCCCGAUGAUCAACCAAUAAAAUGGAAUCCCGACUUGAGUUAUUAUCGAGGACUUGUUAAGAGAUUGAUCGAAACAAUUGAUGGCCGAAAUGUUUUUCCUAAUGUUGAUUGGCGUUUCAAUGAAUUUCCUAAUCCACCCACACAUGCACUUUAUGUGACUUGUGUUGAACUUCUUGGAUUACCAACGAUACCGAAGGUUGUCGCUAAUAACAUCAUCGAUGUGGCAAUCAAAGGUUACAUCGUGAUAACGCAACAAAACUAUGCAAACAUUCAUAGUUGGAUUAAUGCGAUUGGACUCAUCAUAUCAGCAUUGCCCGAACCUUAUUGGAGCGUCAUUUAUGAUCGUUUGGAAGAAAUCUUAAAACAUCCACAAAUGAUUGAAUGGACUUACCGACAAUCGCCAUUCGACAUGUUCAGCUUCAAGACAGUUCAAUACGCUCUGCUUGAGACGAAAUUUGUGAUGAUUCUCGCUUUGACUCAUUCAAUUUUUCAUCAUUUCUCGAUUGGUCAAACAUCGAAAAUCGUUCAAUAUGUGAAAGAACGAUUAGUUCCACAUAUUAAAACAGAACAUCAAUUAAUUUAUUUGCAUCACGUUCUUGGCCCAUUCUUACAACGUCUCGAUCCAAAGGAUGUUAUUGAAAUUACUAAGAUUUAUUAUGAACUUCUUGAGUUGGUUGAUAAGAAGAAUUCACUGACAGAAGAGACGAUGAGAUAUCAAGACUCUCUUUGCGACAUGCUUUAUCAUAUCAAGUACAUGUUCGUCGGUGAUUCUAUGAAAACAGAUCUCGAACCAAUCAUAAAACGAUUGUCAAGUCCUUUAAGACUUCGAUUAAGAUUCAUAACACGGUUGAGUGUUGAGGAAAUUAAAGCGGAAAAGAAUGUCGAACCGAAAGCAGUAAAACUUCAAACGAAUGUUUUACAAUCAGUUAAAAUUAAUAGAAUGUAAGUUGAAAUUUUAAUUAAUUAAUUUAAUCUUUAAACUUUCAAUAAAAUAAUAAAAUUAAAGUGCAAAGUUAAAUUUUUA
Messenger RNA from Clunio marinus, 4259 nucleotides. The record is from the annotation of a GenBank genome assembly. NCBI's taxonomy places the organism in Eukaryota, Metazoa, Arthropoda, Insecta, Diptera, Chironomidae.